UUCCUGUUGCUGCCCUGCCCCUCCAUCCUCAUGUAAAAUUCUGACUGUGAAUCUCUAAGAAAUCUUAUAAAGCUUUCAGAGGGGACAAAGUUCAGACAGAAGAACUCCUCAGCCACCGUAGAAUAAGCCACCAGCGAUCCACUGCCUGCCUUCCAGGGCCGGGACUGUUGUCUUACUGGGCUUUCUGUGACGUGGAUCCUCUUCACAACAAAGCAGGGAAUCAUGAGGCCCCCUCCCCAACCUUCAGCACCUUCCAGCCCAUGAACUUGACCUAGGGGAGAUGCCAGACUUGGGUUGGGGGAGCAAGCUCAGCAUACAGGCUCUGAAGGAGCAGAAGGUUCAGCUCAAGCCCAGGGCCGCCCACACUAUGACUUCUGCCUCAGCCCCAGCAGCUGCCUGGGUCCCGGGGAAGACUGACAAGGAGGAAGUGGUGUCUGGGAAAAGUGGCUUGUCAUUGCAAGCCGAGACCAGAGCAUGGGUCCAGAAGACCCAGGCCCACUGGCUCUUGCUCAGGACUGCCCCAGUUUGGUUCCAUGGCUUCAUUACCAGGAGGGAAGCUGAGAGGCUGCUACAGUCGCAGCCUCAAGGAUGCUAUCUGGUGCGCUUCAGCGAGAGCGCCGUGACCUUUGUGCUUUCCUACAGGAGCCGGACCUGCUGCCGUCACUUCCUCCUUGCCCAGCUAGGGGAUGGGCGUCACGUGGUGCUGGGCGAAGACAGUGCUCACGCGCAGCUUCAGGACCUGCUUCAACACUACACAGAGUGUCCCCUCAGUCCCUAUGGGGAGAUGCUCACCCAGCCCCUUGCCCGCCAGACUGCUGAGCCGACUGGACUUUCCCUGAGGACUGAGUCAGACUCCGGAAGCAAAAGACAGGAGGACGCAGCCAGCCAGCACAGCCUGCCCAUCCAACAGGGGCAGACCCAGGUCCCAGCACAAAAAGAGAAGGCAUGGGCCUCCCAACCCAAGGAGACUUCACCAGCACCCAGACCCAGGCCUCCCAUCCCUGCCAAGCCUCAGCUUCCAUCUGAAGUCUAUGCAAGUCCGGCUUCACGACCCCAUCGGGCUCUACCCAUUAACCCCAUCUACCAGGAGCCUGAUGAGCCUAUAGCCUUCUAUGCCAUGGGGCGGGGCAGCCCCGGAGAAGCCCCUAGUAAUGUCUAUGCUGAGGUAGAGGGGCCAUCGGGAACAGCUUCCACUGGGCACCCCAUCCUCCGGAAGUGCUGGUCCAGGCCCAUCUCAGGAGGCCAGGCAAAGGGAGUACAAGGGACAAAAAGCUCAAGGCCAGCAGAAAGAGGAAGCUCCUCCUGACCAGAGGGGCAAGGUGAAGGUCAGUGGACCGAAGCAGGGCCGAGCGAUCCGUGCUGCCAGAGACCUGACUCCAGGCUCUAUCUGCUCUCCUUGACAUUCACAAGCUCACCUCUGUGAAGCCCUACCUGCCCCUACUUCAGAGAAAAUUAAGGGAGACAGGGUUCCUUCAACCUUCCUCCUCCCAACCAGCCUCUUGUCUGUCAGGCCUUCCUCAGACACACGAGGUACUGACUCAGCUCUCCCAGAGAAGGGCACUUAGGAUCCCAGUUGUCACCGCCAGUGGACGCAGAGGAGGAGGCCUCUGCACUCACAGCCUCCCCAUGGAGAGUUUAGACACAUCUGAAUGUGGUAUCGCUUCCCUGUGACUCGGACUCGCUACCCUGUACCUCAGGUCCCUCAGACUUCCUCUCUGCUGGUACCAAAGACUCCUGCUCUGCCUUCACCUGCUGAACUCCCUGUGCCCUUGCCAGCUGCUGUCUUCUGGGUUCUGUCUCUGUCCAGACUUCCCCAUGUAGUCAGCAUUUUCUUUGGGCUGCCAACCAGCUCCCAACUAAAGACAUGGAGACUUGUUAUUAAUUAUGAACGUACAACCUUAGCUUAGGCUUGUCCCACUAGCUCU
This is a messenger RNA of Myodes glareolus (Bank vole), 1925 nucleotides long. Lineage: Eukaryota; Metazoa; Chordata; Mammalia; Rodentia; Cricetidae. The record is from RefSeq and is a predicted model, not a curated record.